AUGAACAAUAACAUACCCAUCUCUCCUCCUCCUUCCGGCUCUCUAUCCAUAAACCAAAAUAACCAAAAUAACCAAAAUAACCAAAAUAACCAAAUCAAUCAAAUCAGCACAAUCACUAAAAAAAUAAGCGCCUCAAGACCUUGCGAUCACUGUAGAAGAAGAAACGACCCUUGCACCCUCCUCAACGAUGGAACUACUUGCUCCCACUGUGAAUCAAAGAGCCUAAGAAAUCCUCCAACCAAUCACAUCAACCAAAUCAACUCAAAUUACCCAAACUACAUCAACUCAAUGCCCCCCAACGGUCCAAUGGCCUUUAAUGGUUCAAAUUCAAUCAACAACAACAACAACAACAAUAAUAAUAGUAAUAAUAAUAACAACUAUAAUAAUAAUAACAACUAUAAUAAUAAUAACAACUAUAAUGCCCCAAAUAACUCAGCAAACAACUCCAAUAACAAUUUCCAAUCGCUGCAAAAAAAAUUAUUGCAAUUUCCUAGAUCCUCUUUUUACAUAGGCCCAACAUCAAUAUUCGAUAUAAACCUUAUAAACCACAUGAAACUAGACUCAAUGGAUCAGGUCCAAUUGACAAAAUUCGUUUCUCUAAGAAAAGUAUCAAGAUCUCCAAACGUCCAAUUUCUCUUAACCGACGACUUUAACUCCUCCUUGUACGAAAAAUCCUCAAGAAACGUUGAUGAAGUUGAACAGAUAGUCCAUCCAUUUGGCCCAAUCUUAAUAGAAUUGUACUUUAAAAUAGUCCACCCUUACUUCCCAAUCCUACACAAAAGAGUCUUUUUAGAAAAAUAUGAAAGAACUUAUAGAGAAUUCUCUGCUCCCUUAUUAGCCGCUGUCUACUCCUUGGCCAUACAAUGGUGGGACUGUGAUCAGAGAUUGGUUUCAAUACAAAAUAAACCAAAUGCAAAUCUACUAAUCUCAAUUGCCAUCAGAACAUUCUCUGAAGUCAUUGAAAGACCAAAAUUAAGCGUGGUUCAGGCAGGUUUGUUGCUUCUACAAUGCAGAUCUGAUAAUAACCAAAGAAACUGGAUACUAAGCUCCCAAGUCGUAGCUUUGGCUGAAGAAUUGGGCUUGGGCCUUGAUUGUGCAAACUGGAAAUUGCCAAAGUGGGAAAGAGGUUUGAGAAGAAGAUUAGCUUGGGCGGUUUGGCUACAAGAUAAAUGGCUAGCUUUAAUCGAAAGUAGACCUUCUCAUAUCAUUAUGGGCAACAAUUGGCUUGUCAAAAAGAUAUCUGAUGAUGAUUUCCCUGAAAUAUCACAAAUCAAAAAAAAUAUACCAUCUGCUCAAUUGUCUCCAACAAAUAUUUCAAACAAUCCACACAAAGACGAAAACUUGACAGACACUGACGUCGGAAAAUUGCUAUUUCAACACAUUAUAUCUCUAAGUGAAAUCAUCUCAGAAAUUCUUGAUGCCUUUUAUAAAUUAUCAGACAUUGAUACUGUACAACCAAUAGAACAAGUUUUACUUCGUGCAAAGCCCCUACAAUUGAAACUACGCGAUUGGUACAGAGCACUACCAAAACCAUUACAAAUGUCUUCACUACAGCCUGGGAAACUAUGCUCCAAUGGCUCUUUACAAUUGGCGUAUUUUGCUGCAGAAAUAACUCUUCAUAGAAAAAUUAUAACAUCAUUGAAUUCUGCAACACCUCCCGACUUGUCAAGAAUUUGCAGAAAUGCUGCAAAAACUCGUUUGCUUGCUGCCAUAGAUUUCGUUAGUGAUUUGCAAAAACAACACAUUCGUUCUUUUUGGUAUUCUUCGACUUCGGCGAAUUUUGUAUUGAUAGGAACAUUUUCUGGCUUGCUCUUUGUUAAUAGCAAAACUCCUGAUGAAAUUGAUUUUUAUCGAAAACAAGUAUUCAGGUACAGAAACAUACUAAGAAAUUGCUCAGAGAAAGGAUUUCCUGCUGCCACGUCUGCCACACAAAAAUUGGAAAUGCUUUUAACUCAUAUUCCUGGUUUGAGGUCCGAACAAUAUCCAACUCCU
Messenger RNA from Ascoidea rubescens DSM 1968, 1992 nucleotides. RefSeq names its product Dal81p (gene DAL81). Lineage: Eukaryota; Fungi; Ascomycota; Saccharomycetes; Ascoideales; Ascoideaceae. Gene Ontology annotation, molecular function: DNA binding; zinc ion binding. The transcript has 2 exons. The record is from RefSeq and is a predicted model, not a curated record. The annotation marks the transcript as partial. Gene Ontology annotation, biological process: DNA-templated transcription. Gene Ontology annotation, cellular component: nucleus.